GUGGCCUUUCCCACCCUCCAGCCCUUAAACUCUCCCUCCCUAGAAGGAAGCAACUUAUUUAGUGUAACAAUGGGAAGUUUUAUGACGUCGGAUAUGGAGUAAAGUAACAGUGCAGAAGUUGGUAUAUGCAGACUGAUGUGUCCCAGGCAGGGUCAAAAGGCUGUAACCAUAUAAGUAGUCUCGUUCCUUCCCCAUCACAGGCCCCCCAAAGCUUCAGACCUCCUCCCUGGCUCUCCACACCAAGACACUGGACAGAGGUGGCUGAGAUCCUCCCUUGUCCAGUACCCUGAGAGAAGAAAGGAGGUGCAGCAAAUUCAUCCAGGCUGUCCCUGGAGGUGACCCGCCGCAGCCCGGCGAGGUCCAGGCCGCAGUCUGCAGAUCUCAGGCUCUUGACGGCCACGGGGGACCCCGGAAUCGCACCUUCUACUCUCAGCGCACCUGAGGGCACCAGCAGUGACCGCGACGUUGGGGAAAAGGCGGCAGAAAGACGCAGCUGAGAGAAAAGGGUGAGGACGCUCGGGACAGACGCGGGAGAGGGCCGGGAGCGGAUCGCGAAGAGCGAGGGCCGGCAAGGGCAUCUGAGGCGCGGCAGGGGUGGCUGCCGCAGGGUCGGAGCGUGAGCCAGCGCUGCCGCCCCUGGGGACCCCGGAACGCCAGCUGGCUCGGAGCACAGAUCCCCUUCAUCCCGCAAGUGUGGCGACGGGUCCCUCGGAGCCGGCCACCCCCUCCUCCUUCCUCGCGCUGCCCUGGCUCGGUCCCGCCCCCGGCGCUCAGGAGCUAGCGCCACAGCGGUCGCCGCCCUCCAGCCCGGCCGCCGCUUUGCCAGCUCGCCUGGGCACGCUGCGGGAGCGGCGCGCGUCGCCCGCCCAGGCACUUCGGUUCCACUACGCGGCCAGCCCACUCCGCUCGCUAGCAGCUGCGCUCCACGUCACAGGAACUGGAGUAGGACCCUAACAAGACCGGCGCGUUGGGCUGGAGACGGAGCCCCGAGGCUAUGCCCGCUGCCCCCACGCUGUACCAGUCGCUCGUCGUGUGCCCAGGCCGGUUCCCCGACGGCCGCGCGUUGAGAUGACUUUCUGCGAUCUCCUGAGCUUCAGUUUCGAGGGACCCGGCUCGGACGGCAGCGCCAGUGGGACUGGUACAGGGGGAGGCGCGGGCGGCGCUGCCGCCUCGGAGGGCCAGGCGGUGGACGGCGUGCCUGGGGCCGCGGGCUGCGGCGGCGGCGGCAGCGGCGGCGGCGUGGUGGGCGCGGGCAGCAGCGAGGACAACCGGAGCUCCGCUGGAGAGCCCGGGAGCCCCGGCGCCGGCGGCGAGGUGAAUGGCACAGCGGCCGUCGAGGGGCUGGUGGUGAGUGCUCAGGGAGUGGGUGUGGGCGUCUUCCUGGCAGCCUUCAUCCUCACAGCUGUGGCGGGCAACGUGCUGGUCAUCCUCUCGGUGGCCUGCAACCGCCACCUGCAAACGGUCACAAACUAUUUUAUUGUGAACUUGGCUGUGGCCGACCUGCUGCUAAGUGCCACAGUGCUCCCCUUCUCGGCCACCAUGGAGGUUCUGGGCUUCUGGGCCUUUGGCCGGGCCUUCUGCGACGUCUGGGCCGCCGUGGACGUGCUGUGCUGCACGGCCUCCAUCCUCAGCCUCUGCACCAUCUCGGUGGACCGAUACGUGGGUGUACGCCAUUCGCUGAAGUACCCCUCCAUUAUGACCGAGCGCAAGGCAGCAGCCAUCCUGGCGCUGCUCUGGGCCGUAGCUGUCGUAGUGUCUGUGGGGCCACUACUGGGAUGGAAGGAGCCCGUGCCCCCGGACGAGAGCUUCUGCGGCAUCACAGAGGAGGCAGGCUAUGCUGUCUUCUCCUCCCUGUGCUCUUUCUACCUGCCUAUGGCAGUCAUCGUGGUCAUGUACUGCCGCGUGUACGUGGUGGCGCGAAGCACCACGCGCAGCUUGGAGGCGGGCGUCAAGCGCGAGCGCAGCAAGGCCUCAGAGGUGGUGCUGCGCAUCCACUGUCGCGGCGCCAGCACUGGCUCAGCUGAGACCCACUGGGGGAUGCACAGCACCAAGGGUCGCAAGUUCCGCAGCUCACUGUCAGUGCGUCUGCUCAAGUUCUCCCGCGAGAAGAAGGCGGCCAAGACGCUGGCCAUUGUCGUGGGCGUCUUUGUGCUCUGCUGGUUCCCCUUUUUCUUCGUCCUCCCACUGGGCUCCCUGUUCCCACAGCUGAAGCCCUCAGAGGGCGUCUUCAAGGUUAUCUUCUGGCUGGGCUACUUCAACAGUUGUGUGAAUCCACUCAUCUACCCCUGCUCCAGCAGGGAGUUCAAGCGUGCCUUCCUCCGCCUCCUGCGCUGCCAGUGCCAUCCUAGUCGCCAGCGCCGCCGCCCACUCUGGAGUAUCUACAGUCGCAACUGGCAAGCUUCAAAUGGCAGCCCACACCCAGACUGCACUCCUGGCCCAGGUGCCAUACCCACCAGGGCCCCACAGGCCUUCACUGUGCCCUCAGCCCCUGGCUCCCUGGGUGCACCCAAAGCACAGGCUCCAGCUGUCACCUGUCGAAAGAUGCCCUGCACCUUCCGUGAGUGGAGGCUUCUCCGGCCAUUCCAGAGACCUGCUACCCAGCUGCAUGCCAAAGUCUCCAGCCCGUCACAAAAGAUCCACACCAGAGAGGCCAUGUGCGCCCUGCACUCAGAGGUGGAAGUGGUGUUCUUAGGUGUCCCCCAUGAUGCAGCUGAGGGUACUACCUGCCAGGCUUAUAAACUGGAGGACUACAGCCAUCUCCAAGAGACUGAUAUUUAAGGACCUUGAGUUAGGCCGAGGAGUAUGCUGGGUUGGCGGGAAGGGUAUGGAGAAGGAGACUGUCUCUGUUCAAGAGGCUGGUGAGAAUCAGAGACCCAGAAACUCAUCAGCAUCAGUUUUGGCAACUGCUUUCCAGCAUCCGUGAGGAACUGAGAUGGGGUGAGGGCUUUGAAAGUUAUGGGCUCCCCCUCCUGGACACAGACGCCCCCAGCUCCUCCUUUCAAGAGAGGGGCUACAGGCCCCUUGAGGCCAUUUGCUUCCAGUCCCUGCUUGAGAAACACUGCCCUGUCUAUGCUGUGAACCCUGGGUAGGUGGCCCCAAGUAUAACCAGGCAGCCCUGUCCCUCCUCUUGGGGAGGAAAGGGCACAGAGGCCCUGCCUGGCUGUUCCCAAUGCCUCCCCUCCAGGAAAGGUCACUGGGGCCAAGGAUUCUCCAUGGACACAAUUUCUCCUUACUGCAGACUGGAGAAAUCCAGCGAGCCUGCCAUUGCCACCGGCAUGCUUUGGUGGCAGAAUAAAUGACUGUCCUACAAGCCUAUUGUAUAACUUGCAGGCCACUCUGCCCUACAGAGGCUCUGCCCUGCCCCUCAUUUCGUCUUCCAAAGGGCCUUACUGUUUACACUCUGUAUAUAGCUGCUUAUGCCUGUGCCCGUCACUUCUUGCUGGGAUCUAGAACAAUCAAAUGGGGAGAGCUUUGUCAUUUUUAGACAUAUUUAUUGGUCAGGGUACUUCUGUUUUCUCCAAACUGUGCAAACUGUUACUCUUUAGCUUACAACCCAUAAAGAACUCCUUUUUGUACUAAA
Messenger RNA from Bubalus bubalis (water buffalo), 3580 nucleotides. It is a transcript of the gene ADRA1D, whose product is annotated as adrenoceptor alpha 1D. Gene Ontology annotation, molecular function: alpha1-adrenergic receptor activity. The transcript has 2 exons. Bases 1069 to 2778 code for a protein of 569 amino acids. NCBI's taxonomy places the organism in Eukaryota, Metazoa, Chordata, Mammalia, Artiodactyla, Bovidae. Gene Ontology annotation, cellular component: membrane. Gene Ontology annotation, biological process: phospholipase C-activating G protein-coupled receptor signaling pathway; positive regulation of cytosolic calcium ion concentration; cell-cell signaling. The record is from RefSeq and is a predicted model, not a curated record.